AUGGGCGCUCGUUCUUCUUCUUCUUUCCCUAGUUCAUUGCUUUGGAGAUUUGAUGAAUUUUCCACCACUGAUCAAGGUUGCAAAACUACAAAUAUAGCAGAGGAUAUAUGGUUAGAAAUCUUUCUUCAUCUCCCUCUAACUUCGAUUUUCAAAUUCAAGUGCGUUUCAAAAGUAUGGUUUUCACUUCUAUCUAACCCAUAUUUCAUCAGCAAGUGGAUUAAACACCACACUUCGUUAAAAUCUGUCCCAUGGGCUCUAUUUUACGAAAUAAUUCGUCAAGUCAAAACUCAUGUGGAUGGUAUCACUACUAUCACAACAUCGUAUCCAAUCACAUCUCUAGGGGCAAAUUCGGAAAUCAUUUCACCACAUAAUGGGUUAUCUUUUAAGUUUUUAGCACCACCCUUACAUGAAAGGGAUGAGCAAUUGCAUGUUGUGGGUUCAGGUAAUGGUUUGGUUCUGCUAACACCAACCUUACAGAUUAAUCAGAUUAAAUAUGUUGUAUAUAAUCCCCUCACUGAAAAAUGGGUAGCACUUCCACCACCACCCCAAUCUGUCGUGUCUGGUUUGACUAUGUCUGCUCUGGUAUCUGAGUGCUUUCCAUCUACAUGUUAUAAAGUUGUGCGCAUCCCUAACUUUGGAGUGAACACGAGAAAGUUCAGCCUUGAUAUAUUUUGUUCCGAUAGGAAUGAAUGGACAAUCUGUGAAGUUUCGUGCCCUGAAACUGUCACUUGGAGGUUAUGCCAAUGUAACGAGAUAGCAAGCCAUUAUGGAAAUUUGCUUUGGAUUGAAAAGAGAAACAGAAUAGUGGCUUACGAUCUUAACAAAAACAAAUGUAGGUUGAUUAACUUGCCUGCCGAAGAGGUAGCUGGCCGUUAUUCAUAUUCACUUCUCAGUGAAUGUCUUAACGUAUCUGAAGGUUUCAUCUGUUAUGCUAGAGUUCGGUACAGAGUAAUGAGUUUCAGUUUAAGUGCUUGGGUGCUUAAGGAGAGCUGGCAAUUGUUGCAGAAAGAUAUACAGUUAUAA
Messenger RNA from Papaver somniferum (opium poppy), 1023 nucleotides. Its product is annotated as F-box protein At3g26010-like. Gene Ontology annotation, molecular function: protein binding. NCBI's taxonomy places the organism in Eukaryota, Viridiplantae, Streptophyta, Magnoliopsida, Ranunculales, Papaveraceae. The transcript has a single exon. The record is from RefSeq and is a predicted model, not a curated record. Bases 1 to 1023 code for a protein of 340 amino acids.